AGCAAUAACAAGACCUAUUGCUUGGCUAUACUCCCAUCCCUAUCGCCGGCAUAAACAAGCAACAAAAGCAACGAAAUAUUAAAACAAAAAUGUCGAACUUUGUGAAUUUGGACAUCUUCUCGAACUACCAAAAGUACAUAGACAAUGAACAGGAGCUCAGGGAGAACAUCCGCAUUGUGGUACGCGAAAUCGAGCAUUUGGCCAAGGAAGCGCAGAUUAAACUGCAAAUUAUACAUAGCGAUUUGAGCCAGAUUAGUGGCGCCUGCGGCUUGGCCCGCAAACAAAUCCAGUCAUGUGCCGAAAAGUACCACAAAUUGGCCGAACUGGUGCCAACUGGACAGUACUACAGAUACUCCGAUCACUGGACCUACAUUACGCAACGUUUGAUCUUUCUCAUUGCCUUGGUUAUUUACCUGGAGGCGGGCUUUUUGGUCACCCGCGAAACAGUCGCCGAAAUGCUGGGAUUGAAGACCAGCCAGUCGGAGGGUUUCCACCUGGAUGUGGAGGACUAUCUACUGGGCAUUCUGCAGUUGGCAUCGGAACUCUCCCGAUUCGCCACCAAUUCCGUCACCAUGGGCGACUACGAGCGGCCCCUGAAUAUCUCCCACUUUAUUGGCGACCUGAACACGGGCUUCCGUCUGCUGAACCUGAAGAACGAUGGCUUGCGAAAGCGCUUCGAUGCCUUAAAAUAUGAUGUCAAGAAGAUCGAGGAGGUCGUCUACGAUGUCAGCAUACGCGGUCUGUCCAGCAAGGAGAAGGGCCAGCAGGAGGAGCAGGCUGCUCCUGCAACCGAAUAGCGGACUUCGUAUGUAGGCUAACAGCCAGUUUACUUAAGACCUUAAUUAAGAUGGAAGAGUUCCAUUUAAAGACACAUACAUAUAUAUCUCCGCCAUUGAACAGAAA
This is a messenger RNA of Drosophila erecta, 903 nucleotides long. It is a transcript of the gene trsn, whose product is annotated as translin. Gene Ontology annotation, molecular function: single-stranded DNA binding; sequence-specific DNA binding; RNA binding. The transcript has 5 exons. Bases 90 to 797 code for a protein of 235 amino acids. The record is from RefSeq and is a predicted model, not a curated record. Lineage: Eukaryota; Metazoa; Arthropoda; Insecta; Diptera; Drosophilidae. Gene Ontology annotation, biological process: RNA metabolic process. Gene Ontology annotation, cellular component: nucleus; cytoplasm.